Molecule: messenger RNA, 474 nt
Organism: Colletotrichum tamarilloi
Lineage: Eukaryota; Fungi; Ascomycota; Sordariomycetes; Glomerellales; Glomerellaceae
Exons: 2
Coding region: 1-474 (157 amino acids)
Source: RefSeq, a predicted model, not a curated record
AUGAAUUCCGGGUCUAGUCUCAUCCAACAACAAAACAUUCGCGACGUUGAGGUUGGUAAGUCCCAGUUUUCCUUCCAAUAUCCAAAAGUCUGGACCUCAGGAGAGCAAGGCCGCAUGACCACGUCAAGGAACAAGCCAAGAGCUGAAGCCUCCCGGCAAGCUCGAACAGCUCAAAGCCUCGAACAACAACCCAAGAGAUCCGGCCGCUGGAACACUUAUGCGGGGCAGGCCCCGCAAGAUGUGUUCAUGUGUACAGCUUUUCCUCCCGGGGGUCAGAGAGACGGACGGUGGGAGUAUGUCAUAACUAAUACGAAGCCUGCGGAAAUGUGGCAAUCAUUCACAUUCCCACGGCUUCCCCCCUCCCGGAAGAAUGCCCCGGAUGCGAGCCGCAGCCAAUGCGAACGGUGCGGAGACGUGGCAAAACUUUUCCGCAAUCCUGGGGAAAGGGGUCUUUCUGAUGUUACGUCUUUUUGA